Molecule: messenger RNA, 676 nt
Organism: Daucus carota subsp. sativus
Lineage: Eukaryota; Viridiplantae; Streptophyta; Magnoliopsida; Apiales; Apiaceae
Product: dolichol-phosphate mannose synthase subunit 3-like
Exons: 4
Coding region: 124-393 (89 amino acids)
Biological process (GO): GPI anchor biosynthetic process
Cellular component (GO): dolichol-phosphate-mannose synthase complex; endoplasmic reticulum membrane
Source: RefSeq, a predicted model, not a curated record
CUAGAUCUAGCUAGGAGCCCACAAUUUAGCGGAGUUAACCACCUCAUCUCAAACUUCACCAAACCCUAAUUCUACUCUCUCUCGCUCCCCCUCUCCCCCUCCCUCCUUUCUCUCUGUGAUACAAUGAAGCAUAUUGUGAAAAUUAUGUCAUUUUUGGUGUUGAUGUCUGCUGUCUGGGUAGGAUUAUUGCAGGCCUCAAUUGUUCCACAGAGUUAUACUUGGUUGCUCCCAUUAUACUCUAUAGUGUCACUAGGCUGCUAUGGGCUAUUGAUGGUUGGAGUCGGUCUAAUGCAGUUUCCAACUUGUCCUCAAGAGUCCCUCUUGUUACAGAAGGACAUAAUUGAGGCCAAAGAAUUCCUGAAGCAACGAGGAGUAGAUGUGGGUUCUGAUUAACGAGGAUUGCUAGCAUUCUUUCGGAAGCAACAAAGUUCACAACUUAAUGACAGAUUAUAGUGAUUUCAACUUCUAAGUACCUUGUUUUCUCCCACAGCCAGAAUUCACAUAGUAGUUGAGGAAUUGUGAUUGACUUGUAUCAAAAUGGGUCUCGUUGUUCUUGAAGUUGCUUACUUCUGACAUUUAUGUGUAAGUAUGCUAUACAAAGAAGAGGAUUCACCAAAGAAGAGGAUUUUUACUGUAUAUGGUUUCACCUUACAGAAAUGGAACUGUUUGAUAUUAA